Messenger RNA from Chaetomium strumarium, 1497 nucleotides. RefSeq names its product KR domain-containing protein. The transcript is spliced from 3 exons. Gene Ontology annotation, molecular function: phosphopantetheine binding; fatty acid synthase activity. NCBI's taxonomy places the organism in Eukaryota, Fungi, Ascomycota, Sordariomycetes, Sordariales, Chaetomiaceae. Gene Ontology annotation, biological process: secondary metabolite biosynthetic process; fatty acid biosynthetic process. The record is from RefSeq and is a predicted model, not a curated record. The coding region runs from base 1 to 1497 and encodes 498 amino acids.
AUGCAGGCAGCCCUGGGGUAUCUGCGCGUCUUGAAGAACGAAAACAUCCACCUCGACCCGAGGUACCUGCUCCUUGAGGACAGGGAGGACCGCUCAGCAGCCGAGGUCGCGCAGAUGCUGUCACCUAUGGUCACAUCGAGCACCACAGAUCGGGAAUACGUGGAGCGGGACGGAUGCCUCUGCAUCAAUCGAUGGGUCGAGGACGGCCGUCUCAGCCGUAUUAUGACCGAUGAAGAAGAAGAGAUGGCAGCGCAGCGGAACUGCAGCGCCAGAACCGCUUUCAGCAGCCACUCGCACACGCGGGACACAACCAUCCUGUGUUUUGAGGCCGACGACAUGGUUCCCGUCAGUGCGGAUGUCGCCAAUCCGCUCGUCCUCGAUGCCGGCGCCACGUAUCUGCUCGUCGGCGGAACAGGCGGCUUGGGGACCAAUCUUGCCACCUUCCUCGCCCGCAAGGGGGCCCGGCAUCUUGCCAUCGUGUCUCGAUCGGGACCAUCCUCCCGGAACGCGGCCUCCUUGACGCAAGACCUGGCUGCGGUGGGCGUGCAGGCCACGCUCUACGCGGCCGACGCAUCUGACGAGGCGUCCAUGCGGGUGGUGCUGGGGCGCUGUGCGGCCGAGAAGCCGCCGAUCCGCGGCGUGAUCCAGUGCGCCGCCGUGCUCGACGACUCGGUCUUCGACAACAUGACGCACGACCAAUGGCGGCACGCGACCCGGCCCAAGAUGCACGGUUCCUGGCUGCUGCACCAGCUGCUACUGCCCCACGAGAACGGAAACGAAAACGAAAGAGGCCUGGACUUCUUCGUCAUGCUCAGUUCCAUCGCCGGCGUCGUCGGCAACCGCGGCCAGGCCAACUACGCCGCCGGCAACACAUACCAGGACGCCCUGGCCCAGUACCGUCGCCGGCGAGGCCUGCCCGCCGUCGCGGUUGAUCUCGGGCUCAUGUUGGGCAUCGGGCUCAUCGCCACCGAGCGCGGGGGCGCCACCAACCUCAAGAAAUGGGAAGCCGUGGGCAUCCGCGAGCCCGAGUUCCACCGGCUCAUGACGGCGGCCAUCGCGGGGUGCUGGUUGGCGCGGCCCUUCUGCUUUGACGAUCCCCGCUUUGCCUAUCUAAGGAAGAGUGGUGUCGUCGCCGAUGCGGAUGCAGAUGCUGCUGCCACCGGACGUGAUAGUGAGGAAGUCGAGUCGCUUAUUACCGCGCAGCUGGGGCGGGUGCAGUCGCUGCGCGAGGCUACCGACGUGGUGAGUAGCGCCCUGCGGCGCCGGCUGGCCCGGGAGCUGCAAACCGACGUCGACAAUGUCGAUGCCGGCCGCCCGCUGCACGCCUAUGGAACUGACUCGCUGGCGGCCGUGGAGAUCCGCAACUGGAUUGUCGCGCAUCUGCAGGCCGAGCCCAGCUUAUUUGACGUCCUCGGCGCGGGCAGCAUCCAGGCUUUGGCAGCGCAGAUUGCUGUCAUGUCCAAGGCGGUUCCUAGUACUGUGCAGGAGCAGAUUUAG